AUGACGUUAAAAACUUUGGAAUCCAACUUGCAGCGAGUAAAAACAGGCGAUGCCAAGGCCAGUGUGCAUCGCAUGGAAAUCGACAGGAUUCGUUAUGUUCUCAGCAGCUACCUGCGCUCUCGUCUGCUGAAGAUUGAAAAGUUUUUCCCUCAUGUCCUGGAAAAGGAAAGGUCUCGGGCUGAAGGACAGCCGCCCCUGCUUUCUCCUGAGGAGUUUGCGUUUGCCAAAGAGUACUAUGCCAGCACAGAAACCUACCUAAAGGCUGUAGCGCUGAAACGCAUGCCGUCCAACUUACAGACUGUGGAUAUGCUCAAAGCAGUGCCUGAGCCCUGUUUGGACUCCUUCGUUUUUCUGCGAGUGAAGGAGAGACAAGAAAACAUUUUUGUUGAGCCUGAAACGGACGAUCAAAGGGAGUACGUUGUGGAUCUUGAAGAGGGCUCCCAGCACUUGAUGCGAUAUCGCACCAUAGCUCCGCUCGUUUCAAGCGGAGCCGUGCAGUUAAUUUGAACUUCCAGGAGAUCAUAAAAAGCCUAACUUCUACCUGUGCUGUAACAGAGAAAGGGCAGAUUUAUCUGCAGAGGUCACACCAGGAAACUUAACGACCUCCUCGCUGUCGCCUGGAAUAGAGAAACUUGCGAGACGUUCAUGCAGAUACCGCCACGGCUUCAAAAGUGAAGGUCGUGAACGCACCAGCGUUUGCAGUGCUGUGAUGUUAUUUUUGGAUCUUAUUGUAGUCA
This is a messenger RNA of Nematolebias whitei (Rio pearlfish), 737 nucleotides long. Its product is annotated as DNA replication complex GINS protein SLD5-like. Bases 1 to 507 code for a protein of 168 amino acids. The transcript is spliced from 7 exons. The record is from RefSeq and is a predicted model, not a curated record. NCBI's taxonomy places the organism in Eukaryota, Metazoa, Chordata, Actinopteri, Cyprinodontiformes, Rivulidae. Gene Ontology annotation, biological process: double-strand break repair via break-induced replication; DNA-templated DNA replication. Gene Ontology annotation, cellular component: GINS complex.